Molecule: messenger RNA, 3964 nt
Organism: Diabrotica virgifera virgifera (western corn rootworm)
Lineage: Eukaryota; Metazoa; Arthropoda; Insecta; Coleoptera; Chrysomelidae
Gene: ome
Product: venom dipeptidyl peptidase 4
Exons: 15
Coding region: 173-2584 (803 amino acids)
Biological process (GO): proteolysis
Molecular function (GO): dipeptidyl-peptidase activity; serine-type peptidase activity
Source: RefSeq, a predicted model, not a curated record
CAAUCUCAUUCACAUUCUCAACGCGGCUGCGAAACAUUAGUGACCGAGAGUGUGAUCGAGAUACGCGAGAGAACCCGCUAAUUUCACUUUCCAACUUUCUCUUGAACCAUUCUUGUUUGAACUAACCUUGUACAAUGUGUUUAUUGAGUGCCAGAAUUUGAUUAUCACUACAAUGACUGAAACUACAAAUUCUACUGUCAAUGGUAGUUCUAACAAUAUGGAUUUUGAACAUAGUAACCAGGAUCUCAUAAUUUUCAAUAAAAGAUCGAAAAAAAGAAAAUAUCUCAUAUCUGGAUUUAUAGUAGUAUUCUUUAUUAUACUGGCAGUGAUUGCCAUUAUUUUCUUUUCAAAAAAUGAUGAUGAUAUUAAAACUAGCAAACUUAAUAGUGUCGCAGCUGCGCUUACUUUAGAAGACUAUCUUAAUGGAAAGUUCCAACCUAGACCAUUUAAUGCAACAUGGACAGCAAAUGAUCAACUAAUAUACAGUGAUAAUGGCAACUUAGUCCUCCUGGAUUUAAGGACUAACACUUCUUCAAUGCUGCUUAACUCUACUGAUAGUAUUCUUCUUACUGCCUUUGACUUCAGACUCUCUGCAGACGGUCUCUAUUUAUUGGUGGCUCUAAACUACCAAAAGUUAUUUCGACAUAGCUUUAUCGCCAAUUACGUCAUUAUUGAGCUAAGUACAGGAGCAAAAAUGGAAGCAAUUAAAGACAAUUCACCUGCACAAUUAGUUGUUUGGUCACCAGUUGGUAACGGUUUUGUGUACGUCAAAGAAAAUAACAUUUAUUAUAAAGAAUCAGCCAAGAAUGAUAAAACUGUUCAAAUUACUUCAACAGUUGGAUACAUAUCGAACGGAGUUCCAGAUUGGGUUUACGAAGAGGAAGUGCUAAGUUCCAACACAGCGAUAUGGUUUUCAACUGAUGGCAAAAGAAUUGCGUAUGGUAGAUACAACGAUACGGAAGUACCUCUUAUGGUAAUACCAAUAUAUGGAGAACCCGGAAAGCUUAUAUUUCAAUAUCCCAGAGCAAAUGUUAUUAAAUAUCCAAAGAGUGGCACACAUAAUCCAGUUGUUAGCCUGCAUUACGUUAAUUUGGAAGAUACAAGCAUUACAUACGAGCUUAGUACACCCGACAAUUUUAGCAAGGAGAACAUCUUAUCUACAGUAGAAUGGGCUAACGAUGAUGUGGUAACAGCCAUUUGGAUGAACAGAAUACAAAACGAAGCAGUUAUUUUGGCAUACAAUACAACUACAACUUCACCCGUUACAACCACGAUAAAACAUUUGAAGUCAGAGCAUGGUUGGUUGGAACUAUUCACUCCACCUCUAUUUUCCAAAAACGGAGACAGUUUUGUAAUGAUCCUUUCUCAAGAUCAGGAGAACAACGCAGGAGGCUACAGGCAUAUUGUACUAUAUAAUGUAACCGAAAAUGCAGAAGCACAAGCGCUGACCUCAGGAAAAUUUGUUGUUACGGGCAUUGUGGGAUGGAAUUUUGAGAAAGACUUGAUAUACUACCUCGCAAACACAGAAGAAGAUUCUACAGUCCAACAUCUGUAUACGGUUUCUCCUCUUACAAAAAACGUGACAUGUUUGUCCUGUCAACUAAAAUCACAACAUAAUUCUUCUCUUCCUUGUUCUUAUAAUACAGCAGAUUUUAGCAAAAAUGGAUCUUUCUACGUGCUAACUUGCGCUGGUCCAGAUGUUCCACAAACAAUAAUUUUUGAUAAAAAUGACCAAAAAACACUUCUAUGGAAUGAAAACAAAGAACUUGCUGCAUAUUUACAGAAAAAACAACAUCCGAUAAUAAAGAAAAUGUCUUUCGAUAUAGCUGGUGGAUUUAAAGCUAACGUUAUGUUGCGACUUCCUCCAAAUAUGGACACCAGUGGACAAGUGAAGUAUCCAAUGUUGGUUAAUGUAUAUGGAGGACCAGAUACCUACCAAGUCAUAGACAAAUUCGCCUUAGACUGGGGUAGUUACUUGGCGGCCAAUAAAAGUGUGAUCUAUGCAGCUAUAGAUGCCCGAGGUUCUGGUUUACGUGGAGAUAAUCUGUUAUUUGCAGGAUACAGAAACUUGGGAACUGUUGAAGUUAUCGACCAAAUAAAUGUUACAAAGCUGUUGCAGAAAACAUUACCUUACGUUGAUUCCUCAAGAACCGCCAUUUGGGGCUGGAGUUAUGGAGGAUAUGCGUCCGGUAUGGCUCUGGCAACGGAUACCGAGGGUAUCUUCAAAUGUGCAAUAUCAGUAGCUCCUGUAACUGAUUGGACUCUAUAUGAUUCAAUUUACACUGAACGAUACAUGGGCCUUCCAACAAUGUCCGAUAAUUUUGCGGGAUAUCAAAAGGCACAAUUGCUUCGAAAGUACGAAGGGAUAAGAAACAAGAAGUAUUUUCUCAUACAUGGAACUCAUGAUGAUAACGUCCAUUACCAACAGUCAAUGUUAUGGUCAAAAAUACUCGAAUUCAAUGAUGUUUUAUUCAGGCAACAAAGCUAUCCUGAUGAAGAUCAUAGCUUAGGCUCAGUCCGUCCACACCUCUAUCACACAUUGGAAAGCUUUUUGGACGAUUGUUUUAUCAAAUCUGACAGUUAGGGACAAUGCAACUAUUUCAAUUACCAAGGCUGUUACCAUUAGAAUGAUUUUAUUGAAACAAUUUUUUAAAAUGUUCUAAAACCUAGAGCAAUAUUUGGACACCACCUAAAUUAUUAGCAUUGAUGCUAGAAAAUUUAUACAUCUACAGGGUGAUUCUUUCGGAGUUUCAGUUAGACAUUUUAGAGAAAUUUGACAUAAAUAUCUGAAAAAUCAGAGCUGCAUUCUUUAAGUUGAAGGAACUGUUAUAUGUGGAAUAUUAUGUUUAUAAGUAGUAUUAGUUUAGAGUAUUAUGUUGUGUAAAAAAUAUUACUUUGAGUCUGAAAAUUAGUUUAGUGAGAUGUUAUGUGUUCUCUACUCCAUUGUAUGGUGUCGAGUGUUGGACUUCAACGGAUAUACUUCUCAAGAAACUGGAAGCCUUUGAAAUCAGGGUUUAUCGAAGAAUUUUACGAAUAAGUUGGGUUGGUAGAGUUCGUAACGAAGUUGUUUUGCAUUGGAUAGGAAAAGUUACGGAAGUCGUCAGAACAGUUAAAAAUCGAAAACUUAAAUAUUUUGGCCAUGUUUUGCGCCACCCAUAUAGAUAUAAUAUACUCCAUUUAAUAAUACAAGGCAAGGUAGACCGAAGAAGAGGGCCAGGUCGAAGAAGAACGCCAUGGUUUAAAAACCCGAGAGAAUGGUUUAACAGAUAGUCUGCAUCUCUUUUCUGAGCUGCCGUCAACAACAUUACUAUAGCCAAUUUGAUAGCCAACGCUCGAUAAUCGAUCACGGCACAUAAAGAAAAACAGGUCAGAACAUUUAGGAUGAGAGGUUUUUAAACAUGCUCAAUUAUUUUAAAAUAUUUAGAGCCUCCUAGCACUUUCAGUAUACCGGAAGUUGUCUAAAUCAUACCCAUAUAAACCCAUUUUGAUAGAGCUGCCCUAAACUGCACUGGUGAUAGUGACUGAAAUUCAUCCCUAAUUAUUUUCAUGGUGCCUUCUUUGUGUAAUAAAUCCCCAAAUGAAAUAAACUAAAGGGGAUAAAUCAGGAAAACGUGUUUCUCUAAAACGUUCUAAUUGAAUCUCCCUGCAUAUUAAUGAUUUAAGCAGCAAAUAUAUAAUUUUUGUAAAAUAAUAUAAUGUUUUUUUCUAUAUCCAGCGGCGUAGCUUGGAAAAGUAAGUAAGGAAUGCGAACAAAAAUUGCCAAAAUAUUGUAUACUAAAAGAGUUACCAACACAAAUUUAUAGAUUGACGAAAAAGAUAUAGAUGUUCAAACCUCAUUCUGUAUUUUAUUUAUAUCUAUAGAGCAAAAUCAUUUAUGGCAGAAUUUUGGAGUACGCCCCUGGAAAUACUUUAUAAAUAAGAAUGUUUUAAACUUUUGUAAAAUAUAUUUAUUUCUUAAAUAGUA